AAGUUAUAACAAACGAUGUCGUUUGUAGCUUGGAUUACCUUAUAUACAUCCCUCUCUCCUCCUCCAGCCCAAUUAUGGUCCCUCUCCCUCGCAUUCUUUCCAUCCAGUGGUCCGGCUCCACCCACCGUCGAUAGCUUCCGCUUGUCUACACCACCAUUACCAAAAGGGGAUUUAAAGGUUGGGGAUAUGGUUUGGUGGAAAGGAGAUAUUUCAACUUGUUACUUCAUCAUGGAUUCAGCAGAAGCAGAGUAUGCUGCCUUUGAGGAGAAAGUGAGGCGAACUGUUUACAUCGACAACCUCUCACCUCAGGUCACCGAAGCUGUAUUGAAAACAGCACUCAAUCAAUUCGGGAACGUUGAUAAAGUCCAGUUCAUUCCAAAUUACACACAGCUGAAUAGCUUACCUCACGUUGCUUUGGUGGAGAUGGAAAACUCAAAGCAGGCAAAACAGAUUGUGUCGGAGAUGGGUAAUUUCCCAUUCAUGAUGUCAGGGAUGCCAAGGCCCGUGCGGGCCCGUGCUGCUGAGAUGGAGAUGUUUGAUGACCGCCCAAGAAAGCCUGGUAGAAGUAUAAACUUCCGUUGGUUGGACCCACAGCACCCUGAUUUUAAGGUAGCAAAGGAACUGAAGGAGGUCACGAGGCAACAUGAAGCAGAAGCUUUAUUCGCUCUCGAGCAACAAUUGGCAGACGAAGAGAAGCUUGCAGAACAACAAUCAGUGACCCUGAAGGCAUGUCAUAAGAAGUUUGAGCUGAUAGAGGGUGUCCUAAAUGAUGGAUCUGCUGAUCGCUUGGCACGCCGUUAUAACAUGAAAGCACUGAAUUCUUGAUAGGUGUCAUGAUCAAUUUUUUAUCGUUUGGUUAUUACUAGUUUUUAUCAUUAAUGUAGUUUCUCAUAGAUAACUUAUUCCCAGAUAACAUUAUUCAUAGAUAUUAAUAUAUGUACAUUUGGUAUUACUAGAUUCGUAGAUAUUGCAUAAGAACAGAUUGAAGUUUUUUGAAGGCAAAAGAACCAUUUCACUUGUCAAGGUUUAGGGCUUACUAAAUAUAAUGUUUCAGGCUAAAUUGAAUUGAA
Molecule: messenger RNA, 1070 nt
Organism: Camellia sinensis
Lineage: Eukaryota; Viridiplantae; Streptophyta; Magnoliopsida; Ericales; Theaceae
Source: RefSeq, a predicted model, not a curated record